GCCAAUCGACUAAGCACUCUGAACCCCAAUCUUUUCCAGCUGAGCAAUCUAUCCGUAUUAAGCCUCCGCAAUAAUCGUUUGACGGAGCUACCUCCUGAAAUCGCUCUUCUUGUGAAUCUCGUGGAACUAUCCCUGGGAAAUAACUUACUGGUAAGCUACCUGUACUAUUGAAUGAGGGAAAAAAAAGGAGAUAGCUUAACAUGUUACAGCAAUGGUUGCCUGCGGAGUUGUUACGCUUACCAAAGCUGACCAUCCUAUCGUUGUGCCCCAACCCAUUUCUGCCACUGGAAAAUCAUACCCGCCGACGCCAGGUGUUUGCCCAGCCGGUGUGCAGCCUUGCUGAAAUAGCUACGAGGCAAUUGCUCGCUGAUGGAAAAUGGACCGAUCCAUGUCACGAGGGCCAUGCUAUCCUCCCGUGCGGUCUCAAGGAACGACUCGGUCAAGUGUCUCUCGUCAAUAUUUGUGAGCAGUGUAAAAAGCAGUAUGCGUCUUCCAGUGUUCAGGAUUUCAUUUGGCAAACGGUCAAGGGCACUCAUGACAUAGCCGUACGCUAUCGCUUCUGUUCUAUACAGUGCUCAAAUAUCUUGCACGCCAAGCUCAUGUCUGCCGACAACAGCUAAGCUUCGUCGUUUCUUCUCCUCACUUGCGCUUCACUUAAUCCAUCCAAGAUCUCUUUCACACCUUCCCUACUCUUUCUCUUUUAACAUUCCCUUAUUGACAUUACCUUGU
Radiomyces spectabilis is the source of this 729-nucleotide messenger RNA. RefSeq lists its product as uncharacterized. The record is from RefSeq and is a predicted model, not a curated record. The transcript is spliced from 2 exons. Bases 201 to 620 code for a protein of 139 amino acids. NCBI's taxonomy places the organism in Eukaryota, Fungi, Mucoromycota, Mucoromycetes, Mucorales, Radiomycetaceae.